Messenger RNA from Alligator sinensis (Chinese alligator), 966 nucleotides. Its product is annotated as olfactory receptor 51G2-like. Gene Ontology annotation, molecular function: G protein-coupled receptor activity; olfactory receptor activity. Lineage: Eukaryota; Metazoa; Chordata; Crocodylia; Alligatoridae. The record is from RefSeq and is a predicted model, not a curated record. Gene Ontology annotation, cellular component: membrane. Gene Ontology annotation, biological process: G protein-coupled receptor signaling pathway. Bases 1 to 966 code for a protein of 321 amino acids. The transcript has a single exon.
AUGUCAGCGGGACUUAGCAACAACAUCAGCAGCACCUCAGUGUUCCUCCUGAUUGGCUUUCCGGGGCUGGAGCACCUGCACAGCUGGAUCUUUGUCCCCUUCUGCAGCCUGUAUGCUGUUGCCAUUCUGGGAAACUACACCAUCCUCUUUGUUAUCAAAACUGAGCAGGACCUCCACCAGCCCAUGUAUUACUUCCUCUCGAUGCUAGCCACCACGGACCUGGGUCUGGCCUUGUCCACCCUGCCAACCAUGCUGUGUGUCUUUUGGUUCAACUCCAGAGAAAUCAGCUUUGAUGCCUGUCUUGUCCAGAUGUUCUUCAUCCAUGCCUUCUCUUUCAUGGAGUCCUCUGUGCUCCUGGCCAUGGCCUUUGACCGCUUUGUGGCCAUCUGCAGCCCUCUGAGAUAUGCCUCCAUCUUGACUGGUGAAAGAUGUGCAAAAGUCGGACUGGUCAUUGUCUGCAGAUGCACUUUGCUCUUGUUCCCCUUGAUCGGUCUGCUCACGCUCCUCCCGUUCUGUAGGUCCCAUGUGCUCUCUCAUUCCUACUGUCUGCAUCAGGACAUCAUAAGGCUAGCCUGUACGGAUACCACACUCAAUAGUAUGUAUGGCCUAACCUUAGUCCUCCUCAUAGUGAUACUAGAUCCACUGCUCAUCGUCCUAUCCUACGUUUUGAUUCUUAAAGCUGUGCUGAGCAUUGCUUCCAAGGCAGAGCGGGCCAAGGCUCUGAACACCUGCGUCUCCCACAUCUGCGCUGUCCUGAUUUUCUACAUCCCCAUGGUUGGCUUGUCCAUGAUACAUAGGUUUGGCAAAGAUGCUGCCCCUGUAAUUCAUAUCCUCAUGGCCAACAUCUAUCUCUUUGUGCCCCCAGUGCUAAACCCCAUCAUCUACAGCAUUAAAACAAAACAGAUUCGCAACAGGGUCCUUAGGCUCUUGUGUCAAAAGAGGGCAUCACCUGGGCAUCCCCUGUAG